Messenger RNA from Bradysia coprophila, 952 nucleotides. Its product is annotated as macro domain-containing protein CT2219-like. NCBI's taxonomy places the organism in Eukaryota, Metazoa, Arthropoda, Insecta, Diptera, Sciaridae. Gene Ontology annotation, biological process: purine nucleoside metabolic process; DNA damage response; peptidyl-glutamate ADP-deribosylation. Gene Ontology annotation, molecular function: ADP-ribosylglutamate-[protein] hydrolase activity. Gene Ontology annotation, cellular component: nucleoplasm. The record is from RefSeq and is a predicted model, not a curated record.
GCGGGAUUUCGAUGGUUGUGCUGUCACACAUCGGUAGACACUUCGGUUCUGGCUGAUGAUGUUUAAAAGUCUAAAUAAAACAUUUUUGCGUAUAUUAAGCCAAUACAAGUAAGAAGCAAAGUUUAUCAUACAUAAUUGACUACGUCGGUGAUAGCUUAACUAACAGCAUAAAUUUGAUUGUUAGCCGAAAAAUGAGUGCGUGGGAAAGUGCCAAGUUAACAUACUUAUCUAUGCCACUUGAGGAUAGACGUAAAGAGUACAAAUGUGGUGAUAGUUUCAAAACCAUCGACGACUUACCGCAAUGGAAUUCAUAUGCCCGGUCUUAUGAGGCUAAAAAACUGGGAGUAUGUCUCGACAAGGACCGUAGUAAUUUCGCUACAGAUGAUGAGUUAAACAAAAAGAUAUCGGUAUUCGUCGGUGACAUAACAAGUCUUGAAAUCGAUGCAAUUGUUAAUGCUGCUAAUAGUUCUUUAGCUGGUGGUGGUGGUGUUGAUGGUGCCAUUCAUACAGCGGCUGGUAGAUUAUUGCUCCAAGGAGAGUGCAGAGCUUUGAAAGGAUGUGAAAUUGGGAACGCUAAAUUAACGGGCGGUUACAAACUGCCAGCAAAAUAUAUAAUACACUCGGUUGGACCUAUAGGAGAAAAGCCUGACGUUUUGCACAGUUGUUACGAAAAAUCAUUGGAUUUAUUGAAAGAGAACAAAAUGGAAACCAUUGCCUUCCCGUGUAUAUCGACAGGAAUUUAUGGGUAUCCGAAUGAGGAGGCAGCCAAUGUUGCUUUGAAGGCCGUUCGAGAGUGGCUCGACAAUGACGAAUACAAACAGAACGUUAGACGAAUCAUAUUUUGUCUGUUUCUAGAUGUUGAUAUUGAAAUCUAUCACAAAUUGUUGCCAUUGUACUUUCCACUUUCCAGUGAUGAAUAAAUUGUCUGUGUACCAAUGACCAAUUACGCAAA